Molecule: messenger RNA, 1800 nt
Organism: Eremothecium sinecaudum
Lineage: Eukaryota; Fungi; Ascomycota; Saccharomycetes; Saccharomycetales; Saccharomycetaceae
Gene: PRM2
Product: pheromone-regulated protein PRM2
Exons: 1
Coding region: 1-1800 (599 amino acids)
Source: RefSeq, a predicted model, not a curated record
AUGGAGGCAAGCAAGGAAACGAGGUUACUGCAUUCUCCAGGCUUGAAGUUUAGGCUACUAACAUGCAUUUUUAGUCCUACAAUUAUUCUACCAGCAUUGGUGUACUUAAUUUCAAUAUUUUCGGUCCAUUUUAUACAGUAUUCACAACUUGAAGACUCAGGACCCUCUGCUUCUAUUGUUAUCCAUACCGUAAUAUCCACAUCCACAGGUGCGACAGGAACGGUGACGGCGACAGUGACGGCGACAGCGACGGCGACAGCGACGCCUUUUCCCGAAAACUAUUUAGAUCUAAAUCGGGUAAAUGAAACGUUACUCGAAUAUGUUAAAGUACGAGUGAAUAAUACUAUCGCCCUCACUAAUACUUAUGCCCAGGGCAAGUUCAAUGAUUCUGUUAAUGAUUACAUUAGUGCCUGGAACGAAUCCUUGUACGGGCGCAUCCGAACACAACUAGCAGCGGAAGAGCUUAUGCUGUCAUAUAAUACAUCUAUCCAUGAUAAUCUAGAAAUACAAUCUGAGCGGAUGAAGUCCACCAUUGAUAAAAUUUCAAGUUACGGUUUUACAGUAGGUUCACAGGAAAAUGCUCAAGACUUGAAGAAUACUCUUACUAUUGACCGUUCGUUUCUGGCCUCUCUUUUUGGCGCUGUAGCUGACGAGCAUUCUAAGCUAAAGGACUUUAUACUUCCAACACUACCGCGUCUACAAUGGACACCACUAAAAUCUGAAGAAAUUUUGCCGAAGCUCAAACAACACACAGAGGACCUUCUAGACGCCCUUAACUCAUUAAACGGUAACAGUACCAUAUUCUCCGCCGCUGCAGCAGUAUAUCCCCGUAACUCGGCCCGGAAUAGAAGGAAGAUUACCGGGCGCCUAAGUGCAGUGGUGAUAGCAAUAUUACUCGUUACAGUGCUUGUUCUGAUGCUCAAGGAAUGGUUUUGCUUCAGACUGCAAAACCACGUCAUACUGCGCAACGUCCAAACAACCUUGCAGGAAAAACAAAUAGAGCAAGCAAUGCAGCCCUCUGUAACCGCCGCAAUAGGCAAUUGCAGUUUCCUAAUAGCUGAGAUCCAAACACUGGCCUCAACGCUUCAGCAUACUCUCGCAUACCUAGUUCAGAACUUACAGUUCAGACUUUACCGUCAUUGGCGGCUCAAUCGGCCCACAAACAUUCAUCCAAUACACAUCACUGAUCGCCGCUGGCAGCAGAUUUCAGCUUGGAAUAUAUGGUACAUCAGCAGUCACGCCGUAAACCUCUGGCUUUCUCUGUUUGUCAUAGUUACAGAACGCUUACUCAUUUCCCAUCUAUUCAAAGACGCCACGCCAGUAGCGUCUCUCAUCGUGAAGCGCUCAGCAGAAAACCCAGCAACACACAUAGCAAAGCUAACCGAUGCCUUUGCACAGAAGCUUGAUACAAAACUCCUAGGUAUUAUUAAUGAAACCCUAUGGCAAUCCGCGAAUGGAACACUCUCCGCAGCAACCGCUGUAUUACAGAAAGAUAUGCAAAACCUAGUGUCGACCGUUGCAAACGCCCUUCCAACAUCCAUACAGGUCCCCAACUGGUCCUAUACUCCUCAAUUACUACCUAUAACUUCUACUCCAUCCUCAAAUAUUACGUCCACCCUGCUUUAUUUGUUGGCGCCAAACCCGGGUCAUCGCGCAGAACCCCUUUCCUCGCGCUCGCUACAUGCUAUAGCACUGACCGCGCAAAUACCGAAACUUCUAGGUCUGGCUACAUAUGCAAUUAUAGUAACGAUAGUCGUACAUGCACUUACAGGCAUCAUCGCAGCCUUAUUUAUCUCAUAG